Molecule: messenger RNA, 5155 nt
Organism: Amphiprion ocellaris (clown anemonefish)
Lineage: Eukaryota; Metazoa; Chordata; Actinopteri; Pomacentridae
Product: H(+)/Cl(-) exchange transporter 4
Exons: 12
Coding region: 156-2465 (769 amino acids)
Biological process (GO): transmembrane transport; chloride transport
Cellular component (GO): membrane; early endosome; synaptic vesicle
Molecular function (GO): voltage-gated chloride channel activity
Source: RefSeq, a predicted model, not a curated record
GUAGCGUGAGAUCGACAGGUUGAGCACUGACGCUGUCUCCCGUCGGUUUAUUUUUCUCUGUGAAUAUCGUUGUAAAAUGUCCCGUUUACUCGACUUUAUAUAAGCUGUAAUUUUGAAGACGGUUUCCAUCCGCAGUCGUGAGAACAGACUGGAACAUGGAGGUUGGAGAAGGAGUCAGCGCUGCCACGCCCACAGAGGAGAUGAAUGGAGCUGGAAAUCUGAUGGACUUUCUGGAUGAGCCUUUUCCUGACGUGGGAACGUAUGAAGAUUUCCACACCAUCGACUGGCUGAGGGAGAAAUCCAGAGACACGGACCGUCACCGCAAAAUCACCAGUAAGAGUAAAGAGUCCAUGUGGGAGCUGAUCAAGAGCCUGCUGGACGCCUGGUCAGGAUGGGUGGUGAUGCUGCUCAUCGGCCUCCUCUCAGGUACGCUGGCCGGGGUGAUCGACCUGGCGGUGGACUGGAUGACGGACCUGAAGGAAGGCGUGUGUCUUUCAGCCUUCUGGUACAGCCAUGAGCAGUGCUGCUGGACCUCCAACGAGACGACGUUCGACGACCGGGACAAGUGUCCCCAGUGGCAGAAAUGGGCCGAGUUGAUGACGGGUCACGCUGAGGGAGCGGGAGCGUACGUGUUGAACUACUUCCUCUACGUUCUCUGGGCUCUGCUGUUUUCCUUCCUGGCGGUUUCGCUGGUCCGAGUGUUCGCUCCUUACGCCUGCGGAUCAGGAAUCCCCGAGAUCAAGACGAUCCUCAGUGGCUUCAUCAUCCGGGGUUAUCUGGGGAAAUGGACCCUGCUGAUCAAGACGGUGACCCUGGUGCUGGCGGUGUCGUCGGGCCUCAGUCUAGGGAAGGAGGGUCCUCUGGUCCACGUGGCCUGCUGCUGUGGAAACUUAUUCUGCAGCCUCUUCUCCAAGUACAGCAAGAACGAGGGCAAGCGGAGGGAGGUGCUGUCAGCAGCAGCAGCAGCUGGAGUGUCGGUGGCCUUCGGAGCGCCCAUCGGAGGUGUUCUGUUCAGUCUGGAAGAGGUCAGUUAUUAUUUCCCCCUAAAGACUCUGUGGCGUUCGUUCUUCGCCGCUCUGGUUGCCGCCUUCACGCUGCGCUCCAUCAACCCGUUUGGAAACAGCCGGCUGGUGCUGUUCUACGUGGAGUACCACACUCCGUGGUACAUGGCCGAGCUGGUUCCCUUCAUCCUGCUGGGCGUCUUCGGCGGUCUCUGGGGGACGCUCUUCAUCCGGGCCAACAUCGCCUGGUGCCGGCGGAGGAAGACCACCCAGCUGGGGAAGUACCCGGUCCUGGAGGUCAUCGCGGUGACGGGGAUCACCGCUGUGCUGGCCUACCCCAACCCGUACACCCGCCGCAGCACCAGCGAGCUCAUCUCAGAGCUCUUCAACGACUGCGGUGCUCUGGAGUCGUCUCAGCUCUGCGAUUACAUCAACAACCCCAACAUGAGCCGGCCGGUAGACGACAUCCCAGACCGACCGGCGGGGCCCGGGGUCUACAACGCCCUGUGGCAGCUCGCCCUCGCCCUCAUCUUCAAGAUCGUCAUCACCAUCUUCACCUUCGGCAUGAAGAUCCCCUCAGGUCUCUUCAUUCCCAGCAUGGCCGUAGGAGCGAUCGCCGGGCGGAUCGUCGGGAUCGCCGUGGAGCAGAUGGCGUACCACCACCACGACUGGAUCAUCUUCAAGAACUGGUGCCGACCCGGCGCCGACUGCGUCACGCCUGGACUGUACGCCAUGGUGGGAGCUGCUGCCUGUCUGGGCGGUGUGACCAGGAUGACUGUCUCUCUGGUGGUCAUCAUGUUCGAGCUCACAGGCGGCUUGGAGUACAUCGUCCCCCUGAUGGCUGCCGCCGUCACCAGCAAGUGGGUGGCGGACGCCUUCGGGAAGGAAGGCAUCUACGAAUCGCACAUCCAGCUGAACGGCUACCCCUACCUGGACGUCCGGGACGAGUUCACCCACCGCACCCUGGCCACCGACGUGAUGCGGCCCCGCAGGAACGACCCGCCUCUGGCCGUCCUCACCCAGGACAGCACCACGGUGGAGGACGUGGAGACACUCAUCAAAGACACUGACUACAACGGCUUCCCAGUGGUCGUGUCCAGAGAGUCGGAGAGGCUCAUCGGCUUCGUUCAGCGCCGGGACCUCACACUCGCUAUCAAAAACGCCCGUCAGAAGCAGGACGGCGUGGUGAGCAGCUCGGUGGUUUACUUCACUGAGGACGCGCCGCAGCUGCUGGCCAGCAACCCGCAGCCUCUGAAGCUCCGACGCAUCCUGAACCUCAGCCCCUUCACCGUCACCGACCACACGCCCAUGGAGACGGUGGUGGACAUCUUCCGCAAGCUGGGCCUCCGCCAGUGUCUGGUGACCAGGAGCGGGCGUCUUCUGGGAAUCAUCACCAAGAAGGACGUCCUGCGACACAUGGCUCAGAUGAUGAACCAGGAUCCAGAGUCCAUCAUGUUCAACUAGCAGGACAGAAGAUCUUUCCUCUUCCAACGGUGUAAAUAAUAAUAAAUCCAGAGCAGAACACGGUGCAACACUACUGUAGUGCAUCCUGUGAAAAGUCCCUCCACCCUGUAAGGCAAGUUCCUCCCUGUAGUGACCACAGCAGCUCCAUGUUCUCAGAGUAGCUCAGAACGCUCCUGCUGCCAGGAUUUCUCACAACAUCAGUUGUGUGCAGAAUGAAAAAAAAAUGCCAAUCAGGAGUUGCCAAGGUUUUCUUCUUCACUUUCAUUUAGUUCUUCAGCUUAAACUGUAGCAGCUAUAAUGCCAUUCAGUCAUUUAUCUACUGCUGCUGUUUCAGUUUAAAGUAAAGGCCACGAUGAGGGGCAGGACUGAGACUGAAGGCAGCGAGAAUCACAGAGUCACUGCUCAGGCUGGAAGUCUGUUAGAAAAUGAAUUAAUCUGAUAAUUGAUCAUUUUUAGUUUCACUAAAAUGAAACUGACACGAGUCACACGUUGUGAUCUGUUCUAUAAAUCAUUACAGAAAACACAAAGAAAUAUUAUCUCAUUCAAAAAGGUGUGUUUUAUUCCAGUAAACUUAAAUCUUCUGUUCUAGACAUUCAGACAAGGUGGAAGGCUUUAAUAGUAAAUGGAAGUUUGUACCUGUGAGUUCUCUGGAAGCUUGAAUAUUCAGAGUUUGUGUUUUAAAUGUGAACAUUCAGGUCUGUACCUGUUAACUCCUGCAGGUCUCCAUCUAUAAUCCCAUUUAUCUAUUAUUAUUGUAGUCUGAACACAUCUGUACUGCAGGUGUUCAAGUACGACUGUUUCAUUUUACUGGUUCAGAAGGCUUUAAUGAUCAUGACUGGUUGGAUGUCCUCCUAUCACAGCCAGUCUUAGGGUACAAUGAGUGAUUUAUUUUGUUUUAAAUCAGUUUUCCAUCUCUAAUAUGUCAAAAAUACAUUUACAGACCUCAUCUUCAAAUGUCUGAUCAAAAACAUUUGGGAAAGUGAACUAAAGAAAAGUUAUUUUCUUGGAUCAUAAGUGACUGAAACGGUUAAUCGAUUUUAAAACUUCCUGCUGAUUCAUUUCCUGUCAGUCAGCCAAUUAACUUGAAUUAUUACAUCCACUUUAAUUCAUUCUUUUCAGCCCUGAUGUCUUGAAAACGUUCUGCGAUCCAGUCAAAGUGACAUCAUAAAGUUCACAGCAACAAAAUGAAAUAUUCAGACUUGAGAAAUAAAAUCUACAUAAAGUCUUUAUGCAGAAUUUGCAGGACCACAGAUAAAAAGCUCAUUUCUGUCACACCUUUUUGUAUGAUUUAAUAUUCAAUAACAGUGAUGGCUGAUGUCAACUUACACCUUAGAAAAAUCUAAUCGCUUCGUUAAACAACACAAAAUCUGAAGAAGCGCCAAUUAGAAUCAGAACCUGUAGGAAUCCUUGGGUCUGUGGUAAAGUAGCUCAUGUCUGUCAUGUUUAAAAAAUGGGACCAGUUAACGAUUGAACAAAGCAGAGGGGAAGUUCAGAUGAAGCUGAUUUUAUUUAAAGAUGAACACUUUGUUGCACUUUGUGUUGUUUUUGUUUCAUGUGUUGCUGCCAUAUUUCUAUUACUGCUGCCUGUAACCAAGUUCAUUUUAUGUCUCAGUCAAAUUCCACCUGAAACUGACAGUUGCUGUUCGAAGCUCUGAAUGUUCCUGUUUUCAGUAACUUGUGCUGAUGUAGUUGUUUCAGAGCCUUAAAGUGAGACUCCAGUCAGUCAGAAUCACUUCAGAGACGCAGGGUAAGUCAUUAUUCUCACUGUUUACAGCAUGAAAGCUGCUGCUGCUGCUGAACUAAAGGCUCCUGCACACACAAGAUGACAGAAAGAGUCACAUCAGUGCAGCUUUAGUUUCAGUCUGUAUCGUUCCUAAUAGAUCAUAUCUUGUUUUUCUGAUGGUCACCUCUGAACAGAGAUACAAAGCAAGGUCAUGUUGGAUUCUUUCAUAACUUAGAGCUUCUCCUCUGGAUUUACUAACAAAUAUUUCACUGAGUUUCAUGUGCAGGAGCCUUCAAAAGCAUUGUUUCAGAUCCAGAGUUGGCAUAUCUGCUGCCAGUUUAAGACUUUCCAGCUGAGGAAUUAGUGGUACUCUGUUUGAGCUUCUGUUACUUGAACUGUCAAAAAUAGCAUUAAAACGGUACCUCUGCUGCGUGCGAUGCUAAAAGCUAAAUAUUAAGGAAACGUUAAAACAGCCGGCAGCUGCUGAUUUAUCUUUAAAAUGAAGAAAAGUAACUGAGAAGGACAGAAGUGUGUUUGAAGAUGCUGAUAUUUCAGUGAAGGUCAUUUGCAACUCUUCAAAAAUAUCAAGAUUCUGGGAAACAUCCUCCCUACAUUCAGUGUUUCUCUCCGUUCAGCUGUUUCCUGUGUCGUGAUAUUUGUUGUGGUGAAAAAUAACCAUCGCUUCACAAAGUCCGUGAACUUUGAGGGUGGUUAGCAUCAAAAGUCGUCACUCCAUGUUGUUUUGCUUUUAAGAUGCCAAGAGAAUGUACUAAAGAAACAACUGUUGUAUAUAUUGAAGAUUUAUUGUGGGUAUUUAUUUUAUUUCAUUUAGUCUAAAACACUAAUGCUGUUUUUAAUUUGAAAUAUUAAUCCGAAGCAUUGCUCGGACAGAAAUCACACAUUUGCACUUUUGUUUUUGGAUUUGUUGGUUAAGUGACUAAAAAAUAAAGUUCUCAAUUUACCUUCA